AUGAUAGAGGCUUCGACACGCACGCCCUCAAUGGAUCCUUCCUACGGCCAUUCUCGCACACGAACCACCUCCUCCUCCGUCUUUCCCUCGCAACAACCUCAACAACCUCAACAACCUCAACAACGGCAGUACCAUCAACAGCAGUAUCCUCAGCACCAAAACCCUCCUCAGCAACCGUACAGCCAGCAUCACCACCAGCACCAGCAUCAGCUCCAUCCUAAUCAUCACGCUCACCAACACCACCACCCGAUGCAUUCAAAUCCGCAGUAUCACGCUCAACAGCCGUCGUCGCACUCGACCUCCAACCCUCAAUUAUGGCGCAGGUCGCCUUCCAUCGGUGGUUUUAGCAACGCUUCGAGCUUUCAACAGGCACCCCCAGCCGCCUACCGUACCUCAACCAGCGAUCUUCGUCGUUCCAUCUCGAGUCGCUCCGUCGGAACCCAGGGCGGCGGCAGCAGCUACGUCGCUCUCCUCCGCAAGCAAAAAGCCACCGUAUGGUGCGACCGCGCCCAGUACGAGGAUCCCCGCCUCGUCGCCCAGCAGCGUGCUGCCAAGAUGAGGGCCAAUCUCGAGGUCGUCAGCGGCAACAACCCGGGCCGCACCCAGACGGGCCUUGCAUCAGCCAAGGUCGCCGGCAAGAUUCGACACGGCAAGGCUCCCGUCGUAGGCUAUGCUCCUGGAGAGACGCACGUCGGUGUCGGUGGUGUCCCACUUCGCCUCAGCGCUAGGGAAAUUGACGGCGACGGCAGCGACGACGACGACAAUACCGGGCCCAUGAUGGCCUCGCGCAAGGAACAGCAUCACCGCCGCGCUGGCAGCAGCGGACGCAGCAGCACCGGCUCUGGUCGCCAGCCACAGUACAGGUCCUCGGGGAGCGGCACCCCUGCCCGCAACCCCAGCCUGGCCGAUACCCCUGAACGCACCGAAAGCUUUGUCACCACCAAGACGCAUCAGCAAAAGCAGCCCAUCGACGAAUCGGCCGGACCGACAGAUGAUGCAGCAAGCGGACGUGCGCAAAGCUCUCGAAGUGGCAACAGUGAGCGUCGCGAUGAUGUUCUCGAACUCGGUCAGGGCCCUAAGUCGGCGCACAACUCGAAGCUGCACUCGGCUCUCACGAGAGAAAAGAGCGUCAAGAGUCCCGAGGAGCUUAAGCGUCGCGGAAGUGUUGACGAGCGAACAUCUACUCUCACCUCUGGCCGCCUCUUCAUCGCCAACCCCGAUUAA
This is a messenger RNA of Beauveria bassiana ARSEF 2860, 1224 nucleotides long. RefSeq lists its product as uncharacterized. Lineage: Eukaryota; Fungi; Ascomycota; Sordariomycetes; Hypocreales; Cordycipitaceae. The coding region runs from base 1 to 1224 and encodes 407 amino acids. The record is from RefSeq and is a predicted model, not a curated record. The transcript has a single exon.